Messenger RNA from Chrysemys picta bellii (western painted turtle), 2584 nucleotides. RefSeq names its product serine protease 27-like. Gene Ontology annotation, biological process: proteolysis. Gene Ontology annotation, molecular function: serine-type endopeptidase activity. NCBI's taxonomy places the organism in Eukaryota, Metazoa, Chordata, Testudines, Emydidae. The record is from RefSeq and is a predicted model, not a curated record.
AGUCCUGAAUUUCAUCACCCCCUCCUCCAACCCACUAGCUCCCACUCCUCUCCUAUAGAUUAACGGUAUUGAACAGGUGAGCACAGAUUCACAGUAGAUGGCUUUCUGGCUGUAGGGGAAGCACCAACCUGAAGCGAGGGGACUAGAUAGAAGUAGCGAAGGGUCAUUGAAUAUACGCACCCGGAGAUCACACGACUGGAAGCCCCGGGCUGGGAUAGCAGGGGGCUGUGGGACAGGACUGAGCAGAGCUUGUGGCUAUCAUAGGAAUACAACUCCACCUGGGUUUAAAUAUUAAACCUUGUAUUUGCUUGGAACAGGAAACUGUUUCAGGUUUAAUGGAGUGAGAAUGAAAGCAGGAAAUAACCCAGUGAAUGACCUUUGGUGGGUUAGAACGGGGCGGGGGGGGGGGGAGUCCAGGACUCCUGGGUUCUAUGCCCAGCUCUUGAAGGGGAGUAAAGUCUAGUGGGCUAGAGGAGGGGAAGCUGGGAGCCAGGACUCCUGGGUUCUCUCCCCGGCUCUUGGAAGAGGAGUUCCUUUUGUCACCUUUCACCACCUGCGCUUUGUUUUCAUACUUCUAUUUACGAAACUGCCGGGGUAUCUGUAUUUUCUCCCCCCCGCAACUUUCCCUUUCACAUUCAGGAUUCUGUCCCAGACACCGCUGAAGCCAGGUGCAUCUGGAGGAAUGUGGGGCAUGAGAGGUCUAAGCUGUCUGCUAGUCUUUCGGCUGCUGCAGGAGCUGCCCUUGCUGGAAGCUUGUGAGCAGCCAAUGGGAUCUCCCCGCAUUGUGGGGGGUAAUGAUGCCAAGAAUGGGUCCUGGCCCUGGCAGGUCAGCAUCCGUGAAGGCAGCAACCAUAUCUGCGGAGGGUCCCUCAUUGCCGAGAGCUGGGUGGUGUCAGCAGCUCAUUGCUUCAAUGGGGACAAGUCUGCCUAUCAUGUGAACCUAGGGGAAUAUCAGCUCCAGAACCCCUCUGAAAGUCUGGUAUCUUUUCCCAUCAAGGAGAUUUACCGCCAUCCCAGCUACACUGAUAUCGGGUCCAGCGGUGACAUCGCACUGGUGGAGCUGGAAACCCCUGUGAACUUCAACAGAGUUAUCCGCCCCAUCUGCCUUCCGGCCUCCUCUGUGGAGUUCCCCGCGGGCAUGGAGUGCUGGGUGACCGGCUGGGGUGACACUCAGUACGGAGAGAGCCUGGAAGCCCCCAAAACGCUGCAAGAGGUGCAGGUUCCCCUGAUAGACAGAGACACCUGCAACAGCCUCUUCAACACCGGCUCAUACCCAGACGACCCUCAGGGGACUGAUCCCAUCAAGCAGGAUAUGAUCUGCGCAGGGUAUCCGGAAGGGGAGAAAGAUGCGUGUCAGGGCGACUCUGGGGGACCCUUGGUCUGCGAAUGGGACAACGCGUGGCUCUUGGCUGGUGUGGUGAGCUGGGGUGUGGAAUGCGCGCGCCCCAACCGCCCAGGGGUCUACAUCCUGCUGCCCCCCUACGCCGACUGGAUCCAGGGCUAUGUCCCCACCAUACCCUUCACCUUGCGUAGCAUGUCCGUCAUGCAGCACAACAGCGCUGCUGCUAGCCCUUUGGGAGCCCUAAGGAACAUUCUGGGGACCUCCCCCACCCACACUAGACUAAAACAGGUAAAGCGGAUAGGGGGCCCCCUUGGGCUGCUCGGGGCCCUAAGUCAUUGCCUCGUCUACUUAUGCCUAGUGCCCCCUCUGCCUGCCAUGCUUCUCCUAGCUGCAGCUGUCCCCAUGAUCCUGUCUUGUGAGCAGCCAAUGGAAUCUCCCCGCAUUGUGGGGGGUAAUAAUGCUGAGAAUGGGGCCUGGCCCUGGCAGGUCAGCAUCCGUGAAGGCAGCAACCAUAUCUGCGGAGGGUCCCUCAUUGCCGAGAGCUGGGUGGUGUCAGCAGCUCAUUGCUUCAAUGGGAACAAGUCUGUCUAUCAUGUGAACCUAGGGGAAUAUCAGCUCCAGAACCCCUCUGAAAAUCUAGUAUCAGUUUCCAUCAAGGAGAUUUACCACCAUCCCAGCUACACCAAUAUCAGCUCCAGCGGUGACAUCGCGCUGGUGGAGCUGGAACGAGCUGUGAGCUUCAACGAAGUUAUCCGCCCCAUCUGCCUUCCGGCCUCCUCUGUGGAGUUCCCCGCGGGCAUGGAGUGCUGGGUGACCGGCUGGGGUGACACUCAGAAUGGAGAGAGCCUGGAAGCCCCCAAAACGCUGCAAGAGGUGCAGGUUCCCCUGAUAGACAGAGACACCUGCAACAACCUCUUCAACACCAGCUCAUACCCAGACGACCCUCAGGGGACUGAUCCCAUCAAGCAGGAUAUGAUCUGCGCAGGGUAUCCGGAAGGGGAGAAAGAUGCAUGUCAGGGUGACUCUGGGGGACCCUUGGUCUGCAAAUGGGACAACGCGUGGCUCUUGGCCGGGGUGGUGAGCUGGGGCGUGGAAUGCGCGCGCCCCAACCGCCCAGGGGUCUACAUCCUGCUGCCCCCCUACGCCGACUGGAUCCAGGGCUAUCUCCGCACCAUACCCGUCACUGUGCCUGGCAUGUCUGUCAUGCAGCCCAACACUGCAGUUGUCCCCAUGAUCCUGUGA